AUGAAAUGGCCACCCAUCCUCUCCAUCCUCCUCACCACCCUCCUCUUCUUACCUUUCGAUCUCGCGCACGCGCACGAUCAAAAACACGCCCAUGCGCACACGCACACGCACUCCCACCUCCCACCUCGAACCUCGAAACCAAACCUCCCUGACUGCGCGAACUUAGAGAAACUCAACCACACUUUGACGCGCAUAUCCCCGAUCUUGGAGCGCUUGUUACAUCUGGAUGGGAAUAGUUAUGCUCAUGGUCAUGGUCAUGGUCAUGGACACGGUCCUAUCCAUCCCCACGGCCGUGGUCACGCACAUGCCGGAAACGGAGUGCAAGCGAAUACGCCUCAGAGUCACACUAGGGACAAGAAUGUCGACGUGAGCGAGGUAGCUGAAAAGAUCCAGGCCGUGAAGGAGGCGAUGGAGCGGUCGAGAGAGAAGGUUUCCGUUGGGAUGUUUCGGUGUCGGGAAUUGAAUGGAAUCGGGAGUGGGAAUGCUAAUGCGAAUGCGACUAGUUUGGAAGGUAUGAGGAGGAGGUGGUUGAGGAAGCGAAGUGGGGAUGGUGCUGGGAAGAAUGAUGAGAGUGAGAGUGAUAGCGAUAGCAGCAGUAGCAGCAGUGAUAGUGAUAGUGACAGUGACAGUGACAGUGACAGCGAUGAUGAGGAUGAUGGCGAUGAGAAGGAUGAAGGGCAAUGCACUCUGGUGGAUGUGUUGGAUAACUUGGUGACUACACUGGAAUGUCUGUUAGCGUUUACGGGUGGAGUGCUAGAUGGGGUGCUGGAUUUGGUGCUAAAUAUGCUGAGUGGUAUCAUUAAUUUGGUUGAAUCUUCUUUGGAUUCAUAG
This is a messenger RNA of Aspergillus affinis, 831 nucleotides long. RefSeq lists its product as uncharacterized. The record is from RefSeq and is a predicted model, not a curated record. Lineage: Eukaryota; Fungi; Ascomycota; Eurotiomycetes; Eurotiales; Aspergillaceae. The transcript has a single exon. Bases 1 to 831 code for a protein of 276 amino acids.